Molecule: messenger RNA, 1087 nt
Organism: Nicotiana tabacum (common tobacco)
Lineage: Eukaryota; Viridiplantae; Streptophyta; Magnoliopsida; Solanales; Solanaceae
Product: ethylene-responsive transcription factor 1A
Biological process (GO): regulation of DNA-templated transcription; ethylene-activated signaling pathway
Molecular function (GO): DNA binding; DNA-binding transcription factor activity
Source: RefSeq, a predicted model, not a curated record
UCUCUCUAUUUUCUACAAAAUUUAUUCCCUCUCAAAUAUACAAACCACAUUUCCCUAUUUAGUUUCUUUCAAUAUAUAUAAAUCCCAUCAACCCUUUUUCAUCCAAAAAACUCAUAAUUCACUUUGAAUUGUUUAUCCCAAUUUCCAAAUUUAAUUCUUUUUUCUUUCAGCAAAAAUGAUGUUUGAAAACAGUGAAUUUUUGAAUGAUUUUACCCUUCUUGAAUUCAUUAAACAACAUUUACUUGAAGACUGGGAAUCUCCUGUUACAAAUUGCCAAAGCAAAAACAUUGAGAACAAAUUAUUUCCUAAUUUCUUUUCUGAUACUUUUGAUAAUUUCGCAAUUAGCGAAAAUGACACUGCAAAUAUGUUUAUUUACAAUAAUGCCACUAUUGAGCAUUCAGCUGCUGCAGUCAAAAUCGAGCCUGAAUUUACUAAUUUCUUAGAAAAUGACAGAGAAAACAUGUAUAUUUACAACAAUGACAUUAACGAGCCGACACAAUCUGCGGUCAAAACAGAACCUGAAGUUAGCGUUAGUUCGCCGGAAAUGAGUAAUUUCACCGCAUUCACGGCUGCGCCGCCGCCGCCGAAAAAAGCAGAGCGUUACAGGGGAGUAAGGCAGAGGCCGUGGGGAAAAUUUGCGGCGGAAAUUAGGGAUCCAGCGAAGAACGGAGCUAGGGUUUGGUUAGGGACAUACGAGACGGCGGAGGAUGCGGCGUUGGCGUAUGACAAGGCGGCGUAUCGAAUUCGGGGAUCGCGUGCAGUGUUGAAUUUUCCGUUGAGGGUUAAUUCGGGUGAACCGGAACCGGUUCGGGUUGGUUCGAAGAGGUCGUCAAUUUCGCCGGAGAGUUCUUCCUCGUCGUCGUCGGAAAAUAUUUCGACGAAGAGGACGAAGAAGGUUGCCCAACUAUACAGCUGAGGGUUAAUUUGGGAAUUUCAAAAUUGUACAAUUCCAUGAACAGGUUGAGUUCAAUAUUUUAUUUCAUUUCCUCUCCUCGUAGAAAUUUGUUCUUCUCGGUAGGAUUGAGGAAUUUGUUCAAUGUAUUAAAUUUUUCGUUUAAAAUAACAUUUAUUACUCUCUUCAUCUCAA